CAAGCCGGUAUUCUUCCCAUUCACAUUUCACUAAAGCUGCCUUUAAUCUCUCUUUCAAUUAUGGAGAUCGCUUUGAAGUCAUUUGCAGUGGUGUCCUUCCUGCUGUUGGUUUCCCUAUCCACUGGAUGUGACCCGCAACUUUGUCAACAACACUGCUCUAGUCAGGGUUUGCCAACAUGCUGCGAAGGUCCGAGUUUCCCGUGUCUUUGCCAAGAAAUUUGCCCACGUAAUCGUAUUAUGAGUGGUCCUCCUGUAGUGAAUGCUCUAGGAUGUGACCCGCAACUUUGUCAAGCAUACUGCAAAAGUCUGGGUUUGCCAUGGUGCUGUUCAGGACUAUAUGGACCGUGUCUUUGCCAAGGACCUUGCCCACUUGCAGACUCUGUUCCAACAAAAAUUACUGAGGAGGCAAAGGCUGGUGCGACAGACAACGAACCUUUCAUCGAGGAGAUAGUAAUCGCUUGAUGCUUUUGUGCAAAUGCCUGGUUGAGUCAAUAAACUUGUAGAUCUCUGUUUGGAGAUCUCUUUAAUUAAAUAAUCUGUGGUCUUUGUUUGGGGACUACUUUGUGGAAGUGUACCCGUCUUUAAUUACAAGUAUUAUGUUGUAUAUUUUAAUAAUUUUUGUUGUCUUCU
Molecule: messenger RNA, 630 nt
Organism: Olea europaea var. sylvestris
Lineage: Eukaryota; Viridiplantae; Streptophyta; Magnoliopsida; Lamiales; Oleaceae
Product: keratin-associated protein 10-8-like
Exons: 3
Coding region: 61-462 (133 amino acids)
Source: RefSeq, a predicted model, not a curated record